This is a messenger RNA of Loxodonta africana (African savanna elephant), 4657 nucleotides long. It is a transcript of the gene LLGL2, whose product is annotated as LLGL scribble cell polarity complex component 2. The record is from RefSeq and is a predicted model, not a curated record. The coding region runs from base 927 to 3989 and encodes 1020 amino acids. Lineage: Eukaryota; Metazoa; Chordata; Mammalia; Proboscidea; Elephantidae. Gene Ontology annotation, molecular function: GTPase activator activity; myosin II binding. Gene Ontology annotation, cellular component: cortical actin cytoskeleton; cytoplasm; plasma membrane. The transcript has 28 exons. Gene Ontology annotation, biological process: regulation of protein secretion; cortical actin cytoskeleton organization; regulation of Notch signaling pathway.
GCCGAGACCCCCGGGCUUCCCAGGCCGGGCGGGGAGGACUGCACCCAGGUCCGACCGCCGCGCCCUAGCGCUGGCUCCUUUGGGAGAAAGACACCUGUAGAAAGUGCCGCCGGGAACUUCUCUCUGCCUAAUCCUCCCGCGAUGACGGAAUCUGGGUUUCGGGUUUGCACAAUAGUGUUGGCUUUGGGGAGCAGAGAAACAGGUGCCCGGCCCGGCUGGGUGCGGGGACACUGCAGCGGAGACGGGGCCCCCGGGUCUCUGACCCCAAGUGCAAGACUCCUGACCGGGAGGUCGGCGAGGCGCGUCUCCGGUUGGCCCUCUGUCCCCGAGCGGCGGCCGGAGCGCGUAACCUCGGCGGCUUAGCCCCUGCCAUCUGGGCCCGUUCCCUCCCAGGCCUUUGUGCCUCCUAAUCCCCGGUCGCAGGAAGCCCGCCGGAGGGACUUCGGUCUCAGGGCCUUUCUCCGCCGGAGGCGGUUUUGGACACCUUUAGGCGGAGACCCGGUCUGUUUUCCACGCCAGCCGGGGCGGGGAUUAUUGCUCUGUGGGACAUUCGGACUUGGCGAGGGGUGGAAAAUUCUGCCUUGCCAAAGAAAGCGUUCAAAGUUUGUUCUUGGUUUGGUCCAGCUGGACGGUUCCUGGACAGAUUGGGCCUUGGCUGUGGAGAGAGCUGAGCGUAACCAGGGGAGCCGCGGUAUGGCCUCCUGAGGCCCUCACCUGAGACAGGGUCACGGAGCUCUGGGGACACAACCAUGAACUAGGUAGGCACAUCUGUCCCCCCUGAAGAUGACAUUUUCUAGAAGCUCCUUGGGACAGCUGUUCAAGUCUGGGGGCAGCCUGUCUCUCCAUCUGAAAUCACUCGGUGUGUACUUAUGAACCCUCAUCUACCCUGAGAGGAGGUCUCCAAGGGGGCUGUGAACGAUAGCAAGAUGAGGCGGUUCCUGCGGUCAGGCCCUGACCCAGAGCGAGAGAGGCUUAAGCGGGAACUCUUCCAGUUCAACAAGACCGUGGAGCAUGGCUUCCCGCACCAGCCCAGCGCCCUCGGCUACAGCCCCUCACUGCGCUUGCUGGCCAUUGGCACUCGCUCUGGAGCCAUCAAGCUCUACGGCGCCCCUGGGGUAGAAUUCAUGGGACUGCAUCGUGAGAACAACGCCGUGGUGCAGAUCCACUUCCUGCUUGGACAGUGCCAGCUGGUCACCCUCUUGGACGACAACAGCCUGCAUCUCUGGAGCCUGAAGGUCAAGGCUGGGGUCUCGGAGCUGCAGGAGGAGGAGAGCUUUACACUGCGCAGCCCCCCGGGGGCCGCCCCCAGUGCCACACAGAUCACUGUGGUCCUGCCACACUCCUCCCGUGAGCUGCUGUACCUGGGCACUGAGAGUGGUGACGUGUUUGUGGUGCAGCUGCCGGCCUUCCGCGCGCUAGAGGACAAGACUGUCAGCUCAGACGCCGUGCUGCAGCGGUUGCCAGAGGAGGCCCGUCACCGGCGGGUGUUUGAGAUGGUGGAGGCCCUGCAGGAGCACCCUCGAGACCCCAAUCAGAUCCUGGUCGGCUAUAGCCGGGGCCUCGUCGUUGUCUGGGACCUGCGGGGCAGCCGUGUGCUCUACCACUUCCUUAGCAGCCAGCAACUGGAGAACGUCUGCUGGCAGCGUGAUGGCUGUCUGAUUGUCAGCUGCCAUUCUGACGGCAGCUACUGCCAGUGGCCCGUGUCUGGUGAUGUCCAGCAACCAGAGCCCUUGCCCAGCUACAUGCCUUACGGUCCCUUUCCUUGCAAAGCUAUUACCAAAAUCUUCUGGCUGACUACCAAGAAGGGGUUGCCCUUCACCAUCUUCCAGGGUGGCAUGCCAAGGGCCAGCUAUGGGGACCGCCACUGCAUCUCGGUGAUCCAUGGCAGCCAGCAGACGGCCUUUGACUUCACCUCCCGUGUCAUUGACUUCACGGUCCUCGCCGAGGCGGACCCCACGGCUGCCUUUGACGACCCCUACGCCCUGGUGGUGCUGGCCGAGGAGGAGCUGGUGGUGAUUGACCUGAAGGUGGCCGGCUGGCCACUAGUGCAGCCACCCUACCUGGCUUCCCUGCACUGCUCCGCCAUCACCUGCUCCCACCACGUCUCCAACAUCCCCCUGAAGCUGUGGGAGCGCGUCAUCACUGCCGGCAGCCGGCAGAGCACGCAGUUCUCCAGCAUGGAGUGGCCCAUUGAUGGGGGCACCAACCUGGCCCCAGCCCCACCCCAGAGGGACCUGCUGCUCACGGGGCAUGAGGACGGCACUGUGCGGUUCUGGGAUGCCUCGGGCGUCUGCUUGCGGCUCCUCUACAAGCUCAGCACCGUACCAGUGUUCCUCACUGAUGCGGACCCCAAUGAGAGCCUCCACACUCAGGGCGAGGAUGAGUGGCCCCCACUACGCAAGGUGGGCUCUUUCGACCCCUACAGUGAUGACCCUCGGCUGGGCAUCCAGAAGAUUUUCCUCUGCAAAUACAGCGGCUACCUGGCUGUGGCGGGCACAGCAGGGCAGGUGCUGGUGCUGGAGCUGAACGACGAGGCUGCGGAGCACACAGUGGAGCAGGUAGAGGCAGACCUGCUGCAGGACCAGGAGGGCUACCGCUGGAAGGGGCACGAACGCCUGUGUGCCCGCCGGGGGCCUGUGCACUUCGAACCCGGCUUCCAGCCUUUUGUGCUGGUGCAGUGCCAGCCCCCGGCCGUUGUCACCUCCCUGGCCCUACAUUCCGAGUGGCGGCUCGUGGCCUUUGGCACCAGCCAUGGCUUCGGCCUCGUCGACCACCAGCAGCGGCGGCAGGUCUUUGUCAAGUGCACGCUGCAUCCCAGUGACCAGCUGGCCUUGGAGGGCCCCCUGUCCCGUGUGAAGUCCCUGAAGAAAUCCCUGCGCCAGUCAUUCCGCCGGAUACGCCGCAGCAGGGCAUCCACCCGGAAGCGGCGGCCAGCUGGCCUCCCAGGAGAGGUGCCAGAGGCCAAGACAGAGCGCGCUGGCCUGCAGAACAUGGAGCUGGCACCUGUGCAGCGCAAGAUCGAGGCCCGCUCGGCCGAGGACUCCUUCACCGGCUUUGUCCGCACCCUCUACUUUGCCGACACCUACCUGAGGGACAGCUCCCGCCACUGCCCGUCACUGUGGGCUGGCACCAAUGGCGGUACUGUCUACGCCUUCUCCCUGCGCGUGCCCCCUGCCGAGCGGAGGAUGGAUGAGCCCGUGCGGGCAGAGCAGACCAAGGAGAUCCAGCUGAUGCACCGUGCACCUGUGGUGGGCAUCCUAGUGCUGGACGGACACAGCGUGCCCCUUCCAGAGCCCCUGGAGGUGGCCCACGACCUGUCAAAGAGCCCAGACAUGCAAGGAAGUCACCAGCUACUGGUUGUGUCGGAGGAGCAGUUCAAGGUGUUUACACUACCCAAGGUCAGUGCCAAGCUGAAGCUGAAGCUGACGGCCCUGGAGGGCUCGCGGGUGCGGCGGGUCAGCGUGGCCCACUUCGGCAGCUGUCGAACUGAGGAUUAUGGGGAGCAUCACCUGGCUGUCCUCACCAACCUGGGCGACGUCCAGGUGGUCUCGCUGCCCCUGCUCAAGCCCCAGGUGCGCUUCAGCUGCAUCCGCCGGGAGGAUGUUAGUGGCAUCGCCUCCUGUGUCUUCACCAAAUAUGGCCAAGGUUUCUACCUGAUCUCCCCCUCGGAGUUUGAGCGCUUCUCUCUCUCCACUAAGUGGCUGGUUGAGCCCCGGUGUCUGGUGGAAUCAGCAGAAACCAAGAACCACAGUUGCCCCCACAAUGGGGCGGGCCAUGAGAAGGCUGUGGGCCGAGCCAGGAACUCAGGGAGCCAGAGUGAUGGAGAGGAGAGGAUGCCAGGCCCCGUGAUGGAGCACGCGCUGCUCAAUGACGAGAGAGUGCUGAAGGAGAUCCAGAGCACACUGGAGGGAGACCGAGCGAGCUAUGGGGAUUGGCAUUCCCGGAGAAUGGCGGUGGGGUACAGCCUCAGCAAUGGAGGAGCAGAGUGAACAAGGGGGCGUCCACAGCGUUCAGUGAACACACACUACUGAGGGCCCGUCCUGGGGCACUGCCCCCACCUGGACAGGCCGAGGACUAGGCCGUGCCGGGACACCCCAGGUCCCACCCUGCUGCUGCUGCUCCUGGCCUCCAGAGAAGAGAGAUCCCAGGCCCUGGGGCCGCCCCUUCUGGGGCCCGUCUGUCUCAGUCCUUUUGUCAAUGUUGCACAGUUUUUAUUCCUCCUCUUCCCUUUUUGUAGUGGGCUGGGUUUUAAAUUAUAAAAUUUAACUGCCUCUGGGUGGAAAAGAGUUUUUAAUAAACACAUUAUUACCUCUUUAUUGGACUGGUCCAAUGAUGGUAGUUUUUCAUGGUGUAGAAAUGUCCCUAUGGAUGGAAAUGAUCGCCAGCCAGGGCCUUGCCUUGCCCCCGAUCUGCUCCCAGACCAGGUCGGUGCUCAGGAGAAUCUCAUUGUCAAGCCAUUUGAAUCAGAGUGGACUGUACCUAACUGUAUCUGAACACCGCUGCGCCUUCUGUCUUCAGGAAUAAAUGGCAAGAGUUAACCAUCCUGAGUCUGUCUGACUUGUAUCCCUGGAGGGAGGAAAGGAAGGGCCCUCGCUACCCCUGCUGGCCUUUUCCUGUUGUCAUGACAGGAGGAGGCCCCAAAUAUCUCACACCUGGU